Paramuricea clavata is the source of this 3670-nucleotide messenger RNA. The record is from the annotation of a GenBank genome assembly. Lineage: Eukaryota; Metazoa; Cnidaria; Anthozoa; Malacalcyonacea; Plexauridae.
AUGAAAUAUGCGCUAUUUGAAUUUGUAAAUGAGAAGGCAUGUGAGAUUGGCGAAACGCAAUGGAUUACUCGGGAAGAUCCAGAAACUUUCCAAAAUAUCAACUGGGAUGUUGAGAAGGAAAUAAUAGUGGCAUGGCCAACGGAAUUUUCCAAAGUGUCCAAAAAGAUUGUAAAGGGGUCUAUUGAUCCAUUAAAGGUAUCGACAACAACUUGUGUGGCUAGAGUGCUGAAAUUUAGUGGUAAGUCAAAGUUAUUUGUGUUUAAAUAUACUCUCAAAUCGAAGUGUUGAUAAAUUUUCAUAUUGUUAGCACAGGCUAAAGUUGAUUUAGUUGCAUUAGUUUAAAUUAUCAAUCAUAUAAGUUUAGUAGCAAUAUAUCAAUCACAAUCAUGAUGUGUACUAAAGUGUUUCUAAUUCAGGCAUAAAAUGCUAUAAGCAAUACUCGUUUAAAAGCUUUAUACACAAACCUGAAUACUAGUUGCACAUUACAUCCCAUGCUGGUCUGAUUGGCUAGUUCUGUAAUGUAGUAAGAGUUCUACAAAGUUGAUUUUGUAGUUGUAAACAAAGUUGAUAUUGUAGUUCUAAACAAAUGUGAAAAGCUAUAAUAAUCCAUUAACUAGCAGUUCUCUUCCACUGACCAGUAAAAUCAUCUGGGUCUAACCGGAUAGAUACUGAGGUGGGAGCAUUUGGGCACACUGCAGUCAGUGGGUUAAAAGGAUCAAGUUACUCUAUCACCACCCCCUAUGCAUUGGUGGCAUAUAUUCAAACACCCAUUUGAAUAUCCGCUACCCCCCAACGAUACGACAUAUGACAUAAAAAAGCAAAAACGUCUGAAAUAUUGAGAUUAUGUUUUCGUAGACAAUACAGAAUGGAUCAUUUUAAUCUUUCAACUUUAACUGUACCAAAAGACAUGUGCUCUCAGAGUCUGUUGAACAAACGUCAGUGGUGUUUGUAACAGUUGAUGUUGGAAUUUUUUGUCUUUUCAUCAUGCAAUUUUCUUAGAAUGUCAUGAAGUACGAAUGCACGCUAUUAUAUUUCUCAAUAAAUUAGGAUAGGAAAGAAAAAACAGCAAAUACGUAUGUUUUCAUUAUCAUAUAUAUUUAAAGUGGAAGUCAAGUCUGUUCUGCACAUCGGUUCUGCUCAUAACAAAAGAGGGCCCUCAGAUUUAAAAAUUGUCGAUAUUCCGCAUUCUUUGGACUUUUUCCGAAUUGAAACUCUGGUUUAUAUUCAUUUCAGAGCACAUAGCAAACCAGAGAACAGUGUUAGAUUUUCAGUUAGUAUCAUAUUUUACAAAUUUCGCAGUUCAAAAUGUAAACGAAGCACUUGUUUACAUUACGGACUUGACCUCCACUUUAAAUUUGUUAUGAAGGGGAGGCGUAUAUUUAUAUUCAAAUGAAAAAUUUUGUUAUGCAGGGGAGGCGUAUAUUCAAAUGAAAAAUUUUGUUAUUUGAAUAUACCUCACCAAUGCAUAGGGAAUGGCAAUAGAGUAAACUGAAUGGUUAAAACACCAUAUUUUGCUAAAACUUCAUUGACAGUAGAUCUGAAAUGAUGCAUUUGUUGUCUAUAUAGUUAUGUACUUAAGCACAGUUAGGUAUUUUCUACAAAGAUUAAUAGAACUAUGUCAAUAUUUUUGUCCAGUUAAUUUUGAUGGGGCAUUCUGUGCCCCAGAUCAUAGCACACUUAAAAUAUUGAACUGCUAACAUGGAUUGUGUGAGGAAUGCCCUGGUUAAACUGAAUAUGAAAUGUUUAGCAAAUGUGUUUCAAGGUGUUCGUUGACGUUACUAGACUAAAUCAUUUGAAAAACAAGCCCACAACUUAUUGUAAUGUAUUUAGAUGACUAUGAAAGUAUUAGACAACACAUGACAAGAUACAUAGAAACUGGAUCAAUAGCAACCCCAAGUCAUGGUAGAGGUCAACGAACUUCUCAAAAGACCAGCAGAUAUGAUGACUCUAAUGAAGAAUCAGAGCAAGAAAGGGUAAAUUUUAAAAGAUUAAGUCUAUUAAAGUGAGAAAAAGCCUUGCCUUUAUACUUGAAAUCAAAACUUGUUUUGCAAAAAUGUACAUUGGUUGUUCUUAACCCUUUCUACAGCCUAUGGUGUAUGUGCUCACAAACAUGUUCAGUGGCAGACACUUUGCAAAAUGUUUGGGGGAGGGAGGGAGGCAAUGUUUCAACAUGCACGCCUUUGGUGUUCUUUAAGAUAUGAGAAUCUUUUGAAUAUAAUGCUUGGUAUAUCAAAUUCAUUGUUUAAUUACUGUAAUGUGACAAUAACUUUAUAUGCUUAAAUACUGGUGUGUUUCCUUGUUCCACUUGCUCCUAAACAAUGCAUUGAAUUGUGAUAUUUGGUACCAUAUUUUACAGGUCUAUCAAAUCUAUGUUGUAUGAUAAAUUCUGUAAGUGUUUUACUGUAUAUUUGCCCAAAGACUCAUAACACCAAAAUUACCUUUAUAGUCACCUAAACGACAAAAAAGGCAGCAACACUCUCGCAAUGAUUCAACAAGCGAUGCAGCAAUUCAAGCCUUAAAAGCCAAAUAUAACUUUCACAAUAACAAAGUAAGUAUUAGGAACCUUAAGCUUUUUUAUUUAUUUUUUUAUGAGAAAAUUCUAAUGUUUUUUUACAAUUUAUUUAAAAUUUAUUACUAUUUACUUGGUAGAUAAGUUUUCGCCCUUCCAAGGUGUUCUAGGAAGGAUGCCAUUGGAAGCAAUUUCCAUAUCAAGUCACCAAUUUCCAUAUCAAGUCACCCACCAAAUUCUGUUCCUGCUCUAGCUAGAUCAAGCUGUAUCCAUCCCUGGAUGUUUAUAUCAGGUUACUAAAGCUACAUUUUCCUCUAGGUUUUAUGUGCAAGUCAAAGUCAGUCUGCUGAAACUGAAGAUGUAAGUCUACUUACUAUACAGUGCAUUCAUGGAUUUGUACAAGGUUUAACCCAUGAAUAUUUCCUCACAUGAAUUAAAAAAUGGUCAGAAUUACUUUGAGAGGUGGAAAGUCAAUGUCGACUUCCUUCAAGGAUUAUUAUAACAAUGUACGGUAUACAGUCAGUGUUAAUUUAUUUUUUCCCUUUCAUGUGUAUGUAAAGAACAAUACCACCAAUGAUGAUCAGAUUAAAGAAUUAAAGAAAGAAAACCAUGACCUUCAACAAGAAAUCAAGAAGACAAAGAAAUUGCACAUUUGCAUGGCAUUAUUGACAACCUCAAAGGUAUUGUUUUUUUUCCUAAUUUUGUUGCCCAUGAUACUGCCCAAUUUUGCAUUUUUUCUAUUGAAUGAAGCUAUGUUCUGCAAAUUAACAAUUUCAAUCUUUUUGAAACUUGCUCUUUCAGCAAUUCCAUCUCUACCGGGUAUUGUUACUGAUUUAAGAAAACAAGUUGAAAAACUCAAAGAUGGAAACAGCAGCAGUAUUAGCAGUAGCAGUGGCUCCUUACACAAUUCACCAUUGUCAGCAGGCACAUUGUCUAGAAGUCCCUCUUUAAAAGAGUCAGCAAAUUCAGAUGACGAAUCUGACGUAGUAAGUAAAUCAUUCUGUUUUUUUUUUUAAUUCCUCCCAGUAGCAAACAGUAUUGCUAUAUGGCACUUUUUGUUGCGUACCAUUGCUGCCCAGAUAUUUCUAUGGUCUUUUAUGUUGGUAGUGCCAGAGAAUCUUGCUCUAAUGCCAGCUAGUUGAUUUUCAUUGUAAGUGGUAG